AUGGCUCAAGGGCAUAAUUUAUCUAUAGACACAAGUGCUGCAUCCCAAAGUCAAAUAAUUACCCAACUUGAAGAUGAUGAUAGUGGUCAAAUAUCUCCAGUUACCGAUGAAGAUAUCGAGCCUGGUCUAGUUUAUGCGUUACGUACUUUUACAGAAACAGUAGAAGGUCGAGCAAAAGUUGAAAAAGGCGAUUCACUAAUUUUAUUAGAUGAUUCGAACAAUUAUUGGUGGCUAGUUAAAAUCUUGAAAAAUGGUGAAGUUGGUUAUAUGCCUGCUGAAGAUAUUGAGAUGCCAUUUGAAAAAUUAGCAAGAAUAAACAAGCACAAAAAUGUUAACGUAAUAACGGACCAAGAAAAUAUCACCGAAUCUCAAUUUAUAGUUGAACCUGAAGAAUUAAAUGUACAACAUACAGCAAGUGCUACACCGACGUAUGAAAAAGUUGAAAUAACACCUAUGCACACCUCAAUAUCAACACAGACUAAUGAGAACAAUCAACAAAAUAAUGAAACUGAUAUCUCAACAAAUGUUGCUACCAGUUCACAAAUAAGUUCGCCUGAUGAUGGGUCUGUAAGUUAUAAAAUAAAAACGAGAAAACAAACUGGACUAUUUAAUUAUGAACAGAUAAAGAACUAUCCUAUAGAUUCGCCUAGUUCUACUUCAAAACCUUCUGAGAUUUCAAGUUCUACUUCAAAACCUUCUGAGAUUUCAAAUUCACCUCCUAAAACCAAUGAUAUGUCAUUAAUGUCAGAUUUGGUCAAGCCUAAAUUUUUUGGUGCUAGUUCUGGAAAAAAUAGUCCAAUUUCCGAUGACCAUCAUAAAAAUACAAUAAAGAAGGAUGAUAUUCCAUUUAAUUCCGUUAAACCACUAAAUAAUUUUUAUGAACAACUUCAAAAGGGUUCUUCAAAACAACCAUUUCAGCGUUCACUGAGUCUAAAACGUUCACAACAACAUACUGGUUCAUCAUCUAUUAAUCGAUCAACUACUGAUUCUACUUAUAGUGUUCUUCGUAUUUAUCCCGGUCAAAAUAUACAAACCGAUUUUAAAUAUAAAAUUGGUUUAUUAAGUCCAAAAACAACCACUAUAGCUUUUAUUAAACAAGCAAUUCGUCGAUUUAAAUUAAAUGAUGAUUAUUGGGAUAACUAUACUAUUUCUAUAAAAGAAAUAAAUAGUAAAGAAAGACAUUUAAUGCCACAUGAUCACCCUCUUGAAAUUUUUAAUUCGAUAUCUUCUUAUUAUUCAACUCCAUUACCAUCUGUUAAAAGAACUUCGACAAUAUCAAUUUCAUCAACUCUUUCUGAUAUAUCAAAUUAUGAACCAAUCAAUAAACUACCAAUACGAGAUAACCAAUGUACUGUUUUUCUAUAUUUAAAUAGAAAAUCAAAACAACUUAAAGAAAACACUACGGUUACCCAAAAUACUAUCCCGUCAACUGAGCUAUCAACUAAACAAAUGAAUACUGUUAUCAAAAAUACUUUCCCGUCAACUGAGUCAUCAGCUAAACAAACGAAUACUGUUAUCCAAAAUAUUCCAUCGUUUAAGGAAAAUAAUGAUUGGAUAUUAUCCAAUGACUUUGGAUUAAAUGAUCUUUUAGUCUAUGUUAGAUCUGAUUUAAACAUUCAAAAGAGAAGAAGCGGAUGGCAUCUCCAGGAUCCUGAAGAAAUUCUUGAUAAAGUUAAACCUACGGAAAUUAGAGAUGAUAUUAGAUCCAUAUUUGAAAGCGUGAGUAAUGAACUUGAUAAAUUGGAAUUGGAACUUAAUCAAAUAAUGCUUGACGUUAUAAGAGUUUUUUGA
This is a messenger RNA of Racocetra fulgida, 1791 nucleotides long. NCBI's taxonomy places the organism in Eukaryota, Fungi, Glomeromycota, Glomeromycetes, Diversisporales, Gigasporaceae. The record is from the annotation of a GenBank genome assembly.